CCGGGAACAUUUUGUGGCACGGACAACGCCGACGUCGAGGACUGGCUUACGAUGUACGAGCGAGUGUGCGACAACAACAGGUGGGAUCCUACAAUGAUGCUUGCAAACGUAAUAUUUUAUCUGAGGGGAACUGCGAAGCAAUGGUAUGACACACAUGAAGCUGACCUAACGAGCUGGGAUGUCUGCAAAGAAAAAAUGCGAGACCUGUUUGGCAGACCUGUCGGUCGUCAGCUGGCAGCAAAAAAAGAACUUGCGUGCCGCGCUCAGACGUCCACAGAAUCCUAUGUCGUGUACAUACAGGAUGUGCUGGCCCUCUAUCGCAAGGCUGAUGACAACAUGACCGAGGCAGACAAGAUUGGCCAUAUAUUGAAAGCCAUGAAAAUCGUAGCUUUCAUCUCCGUUCUAAUACAUGGUUCCUUGGCCGGCACUUCGGUUAUCAGAAUGCCAGAGGAAGCCUUACUUUCGAAGGAUGCCAACCUGCCCUUGCCAGAUCAACAUUUCAAUAUUACGAUCACUGGCAACUUUUCAGAUAAAGUCUUCAUGUUCAACUUGACACAUGGACACCUGCAUACAGUAGCGAAGCGAGACAAUAGUAGGAGUGGCAAAGUGUGCACCACAGAAAGCGGCGAUGCCUUACACGUAACCUGUCGUGUAGCAACGGCGGGCUGGUGCGCCAAGUACGACGGAGUCGUAUACAAUGGAACAGAUCAACCUGAAGAGAAAUUUGCCGAGUCAUUCAAUGUUACUGUAACAAUAGAGAAAUAUGAAUCACCUCUCAAUCCUGCUGACGUUACUGUAUAUAUCAGAGUGCUACAUCCUCCUUCUGGUGAAGGUGUCAACUCGUCUUCCACGUACACCACACAACCAGAAAUUGCAGAACAGGCAGCCAUUGCAUUGGCAAUUUUAGACUCGAAGAGAUCCAGGAUACACAGUGAUUCUAAGCCAGCCGUCCUAGAAUUUGCCAAAGCACUCAUCUCUAGACAAGCCCUUGCAAUUCUUGACGGAAAGGUCGUCAAACCCCACACGAUCAUCUGGUUUCCUGCUCAUAUGCGAGACAUCACCGGUGCUCGCGCCACCCUCAAAGAAUCUGCCCACAGCGCUGCACGAGGACUUGCCAACUUUGCAGCCGCAAGGCAAGAAGAUGUUGAGGUUCCAGAUUGCAGGGACCACCUCCUCACGUACAACGAGCUAACCCAGGACUUCCCUUAG
Molecule: messenger RNA, 1209 nt
Organism: Dermacentor andersoni
Lineage: Eukaryota; Metazoa; Arthropoda; Arachnida; Ixodida; Ixodidae
Source: RefSeq, a predicted model, not a curated record